AUUUGGCGCGCCGUGAGUCUGGCCCAGCUGAGCCGCGGCCACCUUAGCGGAGCAGCAGUGUGCCAGGGUGUGCUUCUUUUCCCGUUCAUCUUUCAUCUUCGCCAGCCGCCGUGGUCCCCACCGCCAGCCCGCCAUGAGCAGGAAGGGCCCCAAGAAGAGCGACCAGGACCAGCGAACGCACUGGUGCCACAGCGAUGUGCUCAACCUGGUCACCAAGGUCGGGGAGAGCUGGCCGGACUUCUGCAGCGGCAUCAGGAAGAAAAAGUUCAUCUGGAAGGACAUUGCCGAUGCGCUGGGCGAGGACGGCUUCGUGGUCAACGGGCAGGAGUGUGACCGCAAGUGGAGGAACCUCAAGAUCCGCUACUUGGCCGUGCUGGAGAAGCGUCUGAAUGGCGAAAAGACUGCUCACCGCAUUGACUACUUUGAGGGCAUCCACUCCUUCCUCAAAGAUGACCCAGGUGUUUUGACAUACCUGGAGGAGAGAAAUCUGCGACAGAACAUCAAGUCCCUGAACGAGGAAGACGAAGAUGCAGAUGAGCCUCUCGACACAGCAGAUGACGGAGUGUCGGAGUGGAGUGACAAGUCUGUACAGCAGCUUCUCGACCUUCUGAUGGAGUUCAAGGACUGGUUCACGGACAAGGACAACAACUGGGACGAUGCCACCAUCUGGGAGACCAUCUCAGAGCAAAUGAAGCUUGAGGGUCACCAGCCGUCCCCUGACCAGUGCCGCCACAAAUGGCAGUUCCUGACCCAAGAAUACCAGGAGAACAAGGCCGAGGCUGAGGCGUCGGGCUCGGUGCCGCUGUGGCAGUACUACACGCGGGUGCGACACGUCCUGAGUCAGGUGGGCAUGCCCCCCACCACCAAGUUUGCCGCCAUAACAAAGAGUAACUCAGGUUCCACAAAGUCCACCCGGCGAGGCACAAAGAGAUCAGCGAGCGCAGCCAAGAGCACCACCAUGCUGAAGAUCUGCAAGAAGGAGGCCCCGGACAUGGACAUUGUCUCGGAGGAGCUCAACGAGAGCAUCAGCGACCCCGCUGACCUGGACCUUACCGAUAACCCGGAGCCCUCCAGCAGGACCACCACUGGAGGCACACAGAGGGAUGCCUUUCAGCCUGCAGAGCUUCAUGAGGUGUGUCAGCGCUUGGAGAAAAUAGAAGAGAACAUGGCCGUCAGCCGUCGCCUGGACAGCCUGGAGGCCCAGCUGGACUUUGCCGCCGAGCAGCGCCGGGCCCAGCAGCAGACCAACUCCCUCCUGAACCAGGUCCUCAUUGAGCUGUCGGGGCUGCGGCGCACCCUCAGCACCCAGAACACCCAAAAGAUGGGCAGCCAGGACCCAACAGACCUGGCCUCCGGCAUCACCAUUGUGGUGCCACACUCACAGCAACUCUAGCAAGGCUUCAAACCUUUGGGAGCAAGACCCUGAAGUACAAAUUUUAUUUUACCUAUUGGCAACUUUUAGAUGCUUUGUCGUCCUUGAAAAGGAUCUGCAUAGGUGGGGAUUUGUCAGAGGUGACACAAACCAAGCUCUGUUCAGCACCUUUAUUCAUUAUUAUUUGUGUGCUGAACCUGCAGGCCGGGCUGGGCUCGCCCUCCUUACACACACGAACCUUGACCGUCAUCACUGCAGGCGCAUUAGUAUGAAGGUGAAGUCACAAGGACUCGGCCAGUAUUUGCACGGAUUCCCUGCAAGAUGAGCAGAGGGGGGGAGGGGGAUUCUGCCAUAUUACUUCCUGUCUGAACAAGGCUGAGUUUGAGCCUCCCGGCUGUGUGCUGAGCCUGCUGGCGCUGCUCCAUGAGAAUGCUUACAAAGGUUCUGUGUGAAGGUCUAGGCAUGAAUAUUUUUAUAAAUAUGGUUUGAUAUAAAAUUCUAUGUUUAAAUAUUUUAAAUACCUACAAAUAUUUUCAUAAAGACUACAAUUUUCAGUCAUUUAGAAAUAAUGUGGCAAUUGUUGACAACCAUGAAUGUAUGAUGAACAUAUAAAAAAAUAUUUAUGUUACUUUACUGACAACAAUAAAUGUAUGAUGAAGGUAUGAAUAA
This is a messenger RNA of Eriocheir sinensis (Chinese mitten crab), 2041 nucleotides long. RefSeq lists its product as uncharacterized. Bases 134 to 1393 code for a protein of 419 amino acids. NCBI's taxonomy places the organism in Eukaryota, Metazoa, Arthropoda, Malacostraca, Decapoda, Varunidae. The transcript is spliced from 7 exons. The record is from RefSeq and is a predicted model, not a curated record.